This is a messenger RNA of Closterium sp. Naga37s-1, 758 nucleotides long. The record is from the annotation of a GenBank genome assembly. Lineage: Eukaryota; Viridiplantae; Streptophyta; Zygnematophyceae; Desmidiales; Closteriaceae.
AGAGUGCGGUGACGGAGGUGGCAAGGAUACUGGUGGAGCGAUACGACAGGACGUGGACGGGCGAGGGUGCGGAGGAUCGAAUCGGCAAGCGGCCGAUUGACGGUGCUCGUGCCACAGUGCGGCGAUACGGGCUACCUUGCAGUGCGGAGGAACUACUAGAGCAAAGCCACGUGCUGGUGGAGGAGAGGUGGAGUCAAGCCAAGCCCCUCCCAGGCGCCCACCGUCUGAUGCAGCACCUCCAGGCAUGCGGCAUCCCCAUGGCCGUUGCUUCCAGCUCCCCUCGGCGCAACGUCAACAUCAAGCUCUCUUUCCAUGCAGGAUGGACGGACAUGCUUCAAGUGCUGGUGGGAGGGGAUGAGGUGGAGCAUGGCAAGCCGCGCCCUGACAUAUUCCUUCGUGCAGCUGAGCUGAUGGGCGCCUCUCCCUCUCACUGCCUCGUUGUGGAAGAUGCCCCAGCAGGGGUUGAAGCCGCCGUUGCAGCAGGCAUGUGGGUGCUCGCAGUGCCCUCCCUGCCGAAUAAGGCCGCCCGGCCACUGUACUCUGCCGCCCACCAGCUGCUGCCCUCUUUGUUGGACUUCCAACCACAGCACUGGGGGCUCCCUCCUUUCUCCGACUGUAAGAACCCUCGUUUCUUCUGUCCCUCUAGCUGCUGCUGCUACAGGGAUGCGCCAACCACCUGCAGUGACCCACCAGCUGCUGCCCUCUCUGUUGGACUUCCAACCACAGCAAUGGGGCCUCCCCCGCUUCUCCGACUGUAA